AUGGACCAGCCAAGGACCCAUUCAGGACCCACAACGGCCAGUAAUCCCGCUCCCAGCUCCGCCAACUCAUCAUCUUCUCCCGCCACGGCCAAAUCCAAACAGGAAAGACCCUCCGCGUCAAUGUCCAAACCUUCGUCCGUGGCACCUUCCCAAGACUCACCAGAUGGCAACGCUAUCGCCAAGACCCAAGCCGCCGCUUUUAAAAACGACAUGAAAACUGGUGAUUCCGGUACGAUAGAUGGGUCAUCUCAGAAUAUGAUUCCCAACAGGGCUUCAAUGCAAAAGUAUACGGACCAAUCGUCGGACCUGCUGUCCAGGAGUUCCGGUGUUAUAACCCCGUCCAUGUCUUUGAAUACGGGCACUGCUACCAAUAGUGAUAGCAGUGGCAACGCAGCUAGUAGUAGUAAUCCAGAGAUUGCCACUGAUAGGGACAACACUCUAUUCAAAACAUUUGACAAAAAAACUGGUCAGUUUUUGAAAAGCGAUAGUAACGACGAAGAAAUGAGGGCAAAUAAGAAAGUUGUCUCCUUACCACCCAAGGAUACUCAUACGAAUAUGAACAAUCCAUCUCCAUCACCACCUCCCUCUUCGCAACAGCCUCCUUCUGCGUCAGCUCUACAACUGCCAUUGGCUUCGCAGCAACAGCAGCAACAGCAGCAACAAACAGCGGGGAAUGCUUCUAAUUUUUUAAGGAUUUUUUCAAAUAAUAAAAUGAGAUCGCAUUCUGUACCCACUAUUUUGCAUUCUUCUUUGAGAAAAUUAUCGUCUCAUAACCAAUACUAUCGUAAUCAAAAUAUUCUUUUAAAUCAUCAAACUCCUUCUGGAAUAUCGAAGAAAAAAUUUCCCAGAAAUCAUCACCAACCUUAUCUGCAUUCUAACAACCCUCUUAGUACAAACCCCCUCUCAAUAAAACGCGCCAUUUUUCUAAAUCAACAGAUAUCCAACAGCUCUAGUACAAAUAAUGACAACAUCAACGACACCACAGCCAAUUCGAUAGCAAAUUCAAAUCUCAAUACAAGAUCAGAUUUUGAAUUGACUUUGGAAGACAGAAUAAACUACAUAAAGGCUACCCCAACACCGGUCCCAUUUCCUCCGAUAAACUUACAGGGCUUAAAGGAGAUAGAUUUGCAAGAAAUCUUGAAAAAUCCUCAGCUUAGACACGAUAUCAUAUUCGACCCGCUUUUGCAAUUCAGACCGAAUCUUGAUGGUGAAAGAGGUAAUAAAAAAAGACAAUUAGCUGAUAUCUACUGGAACGACGUUCAAAAUGAAAUCUACGUUUAUUCUAAAAAACCUGAAAUCUUCCAGUACAACAGGUCAAGACUGGUUCCACUUUUUGAUACUCUAAGGGAUGUGCUACUAACCAUAGUGCCACAAAAAGAAUCUCCGAUGAUAAAUAAUGUUUUAGACACUGAAUUGAACAUUCAAGAACUACUAAAGGGUUCGCUAAUAAUGUCAAACCUGUCAGGUUGGUUAGCCGAUCUAUUUAAGCAUCAUUGUGCUCCCAUGAGAGAUCCGUGGGUAGACAAGAUGAGCAACAAAUUCAAAGAAGCUGAAAGAGAUUCUUCUUUAACUAGAUUAAUAGAAGGUUUAAGAUUGGUCUUCCAAAUCUUGGAAACAAUGAAACUAGAUAUCGCCAAUCACCAAAUAAGAAUACUAAGACCAGCCUUAUUGAGUAAUGCUGUGGAAUUUGAAAAACAGUAUUUCAACACUCUUAUAGCCUCAAAAAGGGUCAAUUUAAACACUUCGUUACUUUGGUUUGACAAGAAAUUCAACGAGAACGUUUCCAUGGGCCUUGUCAAUAAUCCUAACCUCGUCACUAUCCCAGACGUCUACAAAAUUUGCAUUAGAAGUAUAAUCAACCUACUAUCAUGUAGAAAAAUGGUCAGAGACUACCCGACUCCACUUUCGUUUGAUCAUGCGAGGUUGAUCCUUUUGCGUGCGGAUAUUCGUCAAAUUGUUUGCAUUUUGGUCUGCCGCUUGCUAUUUCAACAAUUAGUAGCCAACGAUACUUCAAUGAAUAAAGCCACAAAGGAAUACGUCAUUCAUACAUACACGACAAAAAGGUUGAAAACCGAAAUCAUUAGUAUCAUAACAGAUGAACAUGGUAAUUGCAGAUGGACUAAGAACACAAUGUCUAUAGCUGUUCAUCUUUGUAAAAUCAUCGAUGAUCUUCACAGAGAGUACGACAACAACAACAACAGCAACAACAACAACAUGGGUGACCACGAAAAGUCUGCAAGAACUCAAUUACCUUCAUUGGACAACGCCAAAAUCACAUUUGCUAAAUCAUGGCUAUCCAAACAAACUCAGCCACUCAGUGAAGUUUAUGGUGUACUAGAAAAUAGAGUAUUCAAAUCGUUAGAGGAUUCUAUUUCCAGCAAAUCCGAAUGUACCAUUGAUGGACGUGUUAAACAAGAUUUCGUCUACCUUUACAACACAAACAAUGGCAACGUGAAUGGCACAAACCAUCCGACCACCACUACGGAUGCCAGCGUCAAAAUCAGCCCCUCCUUAAUGUCUCCUUCUAAAUCCUCUACCACCGGCCCUAGUAGUAAUACGGCUGCAUCUAGGGGUUUAUUCGCAGCAACGGAGCUGGAUGAAUUCGACAACGUCUACCGCCAUUUAUAUGCAUUAAUAAAUCUUCAUUGGUCCGUUUUUGGUCCUCAUUAUAUUGAAAUGUUAGGAGACAAAGUUAGUAAAAAGGGAAUAUAA
Messenger RNA from Saccharomyces eubayanus, 2712 nucleotides. RefSeq names its product Sok1p (gene SOK1). The record is from RefSeq and is a predicted model, not a curated record. NCBI's taxonomy places the organism in Eukaryota, Fungi, Ascomycota, Saccharomycetes, Saccharomycetales, Saccharomycetaceae. The coding region runs from base 1 to 2712 and encodes 903 amino acids. The transcript has a single exon.